AGGUUUUACCCAGAAUACCUUUAAUCACGAUGCAAGGUCUCCUACCUGUUACCUCCGGAAAUAACUAUCCCUGAACCGUCCAACAAAGCGCUUUUGUGAGUCAAAGAGAAACCUGAAACAUGGAGACCGAGUGGGGCAUAGACGAUCCGCCCUCCCCCUCCUUUGACCGUCUGCCGAGUCCUGCAAUGGGCCUGGAGGCGGAGAACGAGGUGGCUGGAAAUUGGUCCGCACUAACGAACCUUACCCGGCUGGUGGCAGCUGCGGCGCCGGAUAUCGCCAACUUUACGCUCAACAUGCUGGACGUGGGCGUGGCGGGACUGGCCACUGAAGUGGCCAAUGCGACCAUCAGCACCACGCCCCUGCCCGCCUAUGCGAUUGCCAACAGCUCCUCGCUGGCCCACACCAACAGCCGGCACGAGUCCCCACCGAUGGCCGAGCAGGUGCCGGAGCAUGUGAUGGACCCCAUGGACCAUGCCCCCCAGCUUUCGCGCUCCGGCCUGCUGAAGGUGUAUGUCCUGGCGGUUAUGGCACUGUUCUCCCUGCUGGGCAACCUGCUCACCAUCUGGAAUAUCUACAAGACCCGCAUCUCGCGGCGCAACUCGCGGCACACCUGGAGCGCCAUUUACUCCCUGAUGUUUCACCUGUCCAUCGCCGACGUCCUGGUCACCUGGUUCUGCAUCAUCGGCGAGGCCGCCUGGUGCUACACGGUCCAGUGGCUGGCCAACGAGCUCACCUGCAAGCUGGUGAAGCUCUUCCAGAUGUUCAGCCUCUACCUCUCCACCUACGUGCUGGUGUUGAUCGGAGUGGAUCGCUGGAUAGCGGUCAAGUACCCGAUGAAAUCGCUCAACAUGGCCAAGAGGUGCCAUCGACUGCUGGGCGGGACCUACAUCCUCUCUCUGGUGCUAAGUCUUCCUCAGUUUUUCAUAUUCCACGUGGCCCGAGGUCCGUUCGUGGAAGAGUUCUACCAGUGCGUCACCCACGGGUUCUACACCGCCGACUGGCAGGAACAAAUGUACGCCACCUUCACGCUGGUCUUCACCUUCCUGCUGCCACUGUGCAUUCUGUUCGGCACCUAUAUGUCAACCUUCCGGACUAUUUCAAGCAGCGAAAAGAUGUUCCAGGGGUCGAAGUUGGCCAACUACUCCACGGCCAAGCUGCCCACGCAGACGAACCGCCAACGGCUCAUACACAAGGCCAAAAUGAAGUCACUCCGGAUUUCGGUGGUGAUCAUCAUCGCCUUCCUCAUCUGCUGGACUCCCUACUACGUCAUGAUGAUUAUCUUCAUGUUCCUGAAUCCCGACAAAAGGCUGGGCGACGAUCUGCAGGACGCCAUAUUCUUCUUCGGGAUGUCCAACAGCCUGGUCAACCCGCUCAUCUACGGCGCCUUCCACCUGUGUCCUGGCAAGGGUGGCAAGUCGAGCGGGGGCGGUGGCAACAACAACGCCUACAGUCUAAACAGGGGCGACUCUCAGCGCACACCAUCAAUGCUGACGGCGGUGACCCAGGUGGACGGCACCGGAGGCAGCUCCCGGCAGAUGCGGGCCUUUCGCCAGCAAAGCUACUACCGCAACUCCAGCAACGGUGGCGUUGGAGGCGGUGGAGGAUCAGGAGGAGGAACCUUCAAGGAGCAGGUGGGUCUGCUGCACGUAGGACCCGGCUCGGGACCACCCGGCGGGCCGGCUUCCAUCUCCGGCAGUAGCGGUGCCACCCCCCAACUGAUGCGAAAGGGAUCUGCCCUGCUGGCCCGCCAUCCAAGCUGCUUGCGGGAGCAGCUCCUCCAGAACUCCAGAGACCAGAGCCAGCCCUCCACCCUGGUCCUCAACUACGACAGCCAGCGAGGGGGCGUCGGCGUGGGCGUGGCCAGUGGUCUGCUGGACAACAACGAGCGGGUGUCGAGCGUGUGAGAGCAGCUGGCGAUGGCGGCGGCGGCGUUGGCGCUGGAGAUGCCACACGCCGAGGUCGAAAACGUGGCCAAGGACCUGGCGACGGAGGACGCCUGCUCCUGCUGCCAUUGCCUGAGCAGGGAGCUGGUGCGACGGCAGCUAGAACUCCAAGAGCUUCCAGUGCAGUGAGGCGAGUGCCCCACGCUAGAGCACAGAGUGAGAGAUUGGAAACUGCGGAUGGGAUUGGAACCGAAGGACGGCGUUAUGGAGGAUCAGAGAUCACCGGGACGCAUGUGCAACUUGUGCUUAGUUAAUGCUAAUCGAGAGUUAAGUCUUCAAACACAAUGGGUGUGCUUAGAGGUAGCGUAGGAUUAGAGUCUAGGUCGUAUGGAAGUGUUGCCCGACAAUGGGGGGAAGUCAUAGUUGCCACAAAGCCUUUACCUUAAGUUUCUAUCCUAAAAUCUAACAAUCUGUCAAUAAUACUUACCAAUGUCCCCAGUUUGAAUAGUUAAUCCCACAACUGACUCGAUUAAGUGGCUUUUUAUAGCCAAUGUUAAUUUAAUUGAUAAACAACUAUAAUUGUAAGCAAUCAUUGAGUUUCUCUCAGUUUCUGGGCAACAAUGUAAAGCUAAUUACAAGCAUGAGUCGUUUGUUCAAUUUAAUUUCAUCUCUAAAGCCAAAAAACAGGGUACCAAUUGUUUGUGUAAAUACUAUUAGCUUGUGGAACUCCUUUUGCAGAGCUUUUGUGGUUAGCACGAAACUUGAUCUGCAGGAGGAGUCCUUGUUCUCUAAUCUUAAUCUAAGACUUACUCACUUAAGCAAACCUCUCUCGAAUAAUUGUUCCAAGAUCGAGAAUCAAUUUUAUUUUAAAAACCUAAAACUUCCGUUCAAGGACCAUAUUGACUGGAAGUCGUAAUUCUUCCUUUUUUUUUAAUGACAUUUUGUCGAAAAGGAUUCAAUAAUUUACGAGUUACUUUAAACGAAUAACACCGAACAGGACAAUUCAAUUUGUCCAAAGAGUCCCUGGAGAGCAAGUGGAGAACACUACAGGAUGGAGAGCCGAGGACACAGGACGCAGGACAAAGAGGAACUGUCAAGACACAUAUAUGUCAUUAAGGGGAUCCACUGCAAAGCAUUAUGGGAAUCCGCCGCUGGGACGUUUAAAACUCCACAAUUCCGCAUGUUUAUGCUCAUCUACCCACAUCCCGUUUGCAUAUUCAUGUGCUCCGCACUUUCCCCCGUACUUAUGUAUAAAUAAUCUGUGUCAAAUUUGUAUAGUUUAUUUUUUAAUAAAACCCGAAUGAUCCUUGCGAAACUUUA
Messenger RNA from Drosophila bipectinata, 3203 nucleotides. RefSeq names its product corazonin receptor (gene CrzR). Gene Ontology annotation, molecular function: corazonin receptor activity. Gene Ontology annotation, cellular component: plasma membrane. NCBI's taxonomy places the organism in Eukaryota, Metazoa, Arthropoda, Insecta, Diptera, Drosophilidae. The record is from RefSeq and is a predicted model, not a curated record. Gene Ontology annotation, biological process: neuropeptide signaling pathway.